CGCGUGUACGAGUUUAGCACCUCGCCUCGACCGCCACAGGCUCGUUUCUGCUAGCACAAUUCACCGUGCAACAGUGUGGCGGGGAAAUCGACCGGUAGGUGUGUGCAGGCUGCACUACACCGAGGUGAACAACUUGCAGCUUAGCUUCUACUAGUGGAGAGCCAGCUCAUCUUGCGUUCUUAGAAGCUAGAAGACUGCGAAGUGAGUGUAGCCUGCACCGUUCAUCUGUUCAUCUGUCUCACUAGUACUGGUAGUCUUUACUGUCCAAGCAAGGCUUCUUGAAAAUGAAGUUCGUUCGCUGUCAUCCUUUCCACAAAGUGCAUCAGGCCAGGUUCUGAAUGAGAAAAGCUGCUCACAGACUGCCGGCGCUAUCUCUGCGCUGGGUAGUGUGUUACUAGAUUUCGCCGUGAGCAGUGCAUGGAUAUUGUGCGCGUGUGAUAGAAACUCGAAUCCUGUUGUCCAGCGGCUCAAGCACUCACCACUACCUACCAGAUAACCACCACGAAUGAUUCUAAGGUCCUGAAUAUUCACAAUGGCAGCUGCGGAAAAAUCAACUGUAUUUUCCAAUGAACCAGCCGUGCAGUGCGAAAUCAAGACAAAAGAGCCCGAUUCUGAUCUGGCCGAGCGGAUACAGGCCAUAUCAUGCUCGGACGACCGAGGAACUCAGGACAUCUCUGCGAAUCGCAACGUGGUGCAAGACAUGAGCGCAGUUGAUCAAGCCGGCAAUGCUGCCGUUAAUGACGCUGAAAGUGGUGAUCUGUCGGCAGAGAUGCAUUUCAAUUUGGCAGCAGACGACCCAGAGGAAAACACGCCAGAGGCAUACCCAACAUCUGCUCCAGUUAUGAAUGACGAUAGUACGGCUGAGAAACCAACCAAACGCCAGUCAGCCUGGAACACAUUUCCAUCGCUCAGCCGUACCAGAGAAAGUGAGACUGAAUGCGGAGCGGAUGCACAGCGUAAUCACAGUUCAUGCUGUUCUGUUCGUUCCACGUACUGGCCACUGGUGCUACUGGCUACCUUGCUGUGUCCACUGAUGGCAUUACCGGCCAUAUACUUCUUGUACAAGACGUACAAGAAUAUAGAAAAUGGCCGAUACGACGAUGCAGCGUGGUCCGGACUAGUUACUCGCUUUGCAGCCGUGUUUGCACUGGCGUUGGAGCUCAUCCUCUGGGCUAUCAUCAUUGCAGUGUGUUCCGACAGUGCGGUCUUUUUUCGGUGUUUCUCGUGUCGGAAAGACAUAGUGUGAUUGUUGUACCGGAGCUUGAAUGUUGUGUCUGCCGAGCCGAUGUACACCUUUUGUUCCUCCUGGCAGGCUACGGUGGCUUCAUAGACGAUUUGUGUGGCUUGGCAGUGGCCAUCCAGCGGACAUUCCGUUUUUUUUCCUGCAGUUACAUGGUUUUUCUGGGCUUUUUCCGUGAGAUGUUGUUUGUUGUGGCUGCUGAUUUUGGCUGCGACGUUGGGGAGGCAGGAGUAGCUAACUUUGACGUUGUUGUGAUUGAAUAUCUUUUUUUGCUAGCUGUUUCUGAAAUGCCGGUCAAUGAGCCUCAGGAAUCCGGCGGCGACGUUCGUUUUCAC
Molecule: messenger RNA, 1575 nt
Organism: Sycon ciliatum
Lineage: Eukaryota; Metazoa; Porifera; Calcarea; Leucosolenida; Sycettidae
Exons: 4
Coding region: 533-1246 (237 amino acids)
Source: RefSeq, a predicted model, not a curated record